AUGUCCCCUCCCAUCGCUCUUCUGUCCGUCUACGACAAGGCCAGCUUGCUUGAUCUGGCGAGUGGCCUGCACAACGCUGGUGUUCGUCUCCUGGGCUCUGGAGGCACCGCGAAGAAGAUCAGGGAAGCCGGAAUUCCCAUAGAAGAUGUCGCGGAUAUCACGAAGGCACCAGAAAUGCUGGGCGGACGGGUGAAGACACUCCACCCUGCUGUUCACGGUGGUAUUCUUGCACGAUCUAUUCCCUCGGACAAAGCCGACCUUGAAGCUCAAAGCAUCUCCCCCAUCUCCAUCGUCGUCUGCAACCUCUACCCGUUCACUUCCACCAUCGCGAAGCCGGACUGCUCACUUGCGGAUGCAGUCGAAGAAAUCGACAUCGGAGGUGUCACGCUGCUUCGUGCUGCCGCGAAGAACCACGAGCGUGUCUCCAUCCUCUCGGACCCCGCAGACUACACCCAGUUCCUCGAGGCGUGGAAGGCUAGCAAUGGCGAUGUUGGCCAGGCAGUCAGGAGCAAGCUCGCGCUGAAGGCAUUCGAGAUGACAGCAACGUAUGACGACGCCAUCAGCGGGUACUUCAGGGAACAGUAUGCGUCUUCUGAGCUCCCCGAGGACAAGCUUGCCGGGCCAGUCCAGCGUAUGGCUUUGCGCUACGGUGCCAACCCCCACCAGAAGCCGGCGCAAGCGUUCGUCAAAGAAGGCGAGCUGCCAUUCAAAGCUUUGUGUGGGUCACCUGGAUACAUCAAUCUUCUUGAUGCUCUCAACUCGUAUGCGCUCGUGAAGGAGAUGUCGGAGGCGCUCGAUCUCCCCGCAGCCGCAUCCUUCAAGCAUGUUUCCCCUGCCGGCGCUGCCGUCGGCAUCGAGCUUAACGAGGUGGAGAAGAAGGUGUACGGGGUCGACGAUCUCAAAGAACCGCUCACCCCAUUGGCGUAUGCGUACGCUCGCGCUCGAGGUGCGGACCGUAUGUCUUCCUUUGGUGACUUUAUCGCCGUAUCGGAGGUUUGCGACCUUGCUACUGCCAAGAUCAUCUCGAGGGAGGUUUCCGACGGUAUUAUCGCACCAGGAUACUCUCCAGAAGCCCUUGAAGUCCUGUCCAAGAAGAAGGGCGGCAAGUACUGUGUGCUUCAGAUUGACCCGUCGUACAAGCCGGCCGAGGUCGAGACACGUCAGGUGUAUGGCAUCUCUCUGCAACAGCGGAGAAACGAUGCCAAGAUCGACCCCAGCCUCUUCCAAAACAUCGUCACCAAGAACAAGGAGGUGCGCCGGUCGUCCGCUGCUGAUCAUCAGUGCACCUGGCUGACGCCCUCGCCGCAGCUGACGAACCAAGGCCUGACGGACCUCAUCGUCACCACCCUCGCGCUCAAAUACACGCAGUCGAACUCGGUCGCGUACGCGUACCGCGGCGCGCUAGUCGGCAUCGGCGCCGGCCAGCAGUCGCGCAUCCACUGCACGCGGCUCGCGGGGACCAAGGCGGACUUGUGGUGGCUGCGGCACCACCCCCGCGUGCUUGCGCUGCCGUUCAAGAAGGGCGUCAAGCGGGCGGAGAAGGCGAACGCGAUUGACCUCUUUGUGGCAGGCGAGCCGCUGAGCGGCGGGGAGCUCGCGCAGUGGGAGGCCAACUUUACGGAGGUGCCCGCGGCGCUGACGGCGGAGGAGAAGGCGGCGCACGCGGCACAGCUGGACGGGGUCGCGUGCUCGAGCGACGCGUUCUUCCCGUUCCCAGACAAUGUGCACCGCGCGUGCCGGAGCGGGGUUACGUUCUUGGCGGCUCCGAGUGGGAGCGUUAUGGACGAGGAGUGCGUGAAGGCGGCGGACGAGCACGGGAUGGUGUUUGUGCAUACGAACCUCCGUCUCUUCCACCACUGA
Molecule: messenger RNA, 1860 nt
Organism: Epithele typhae
Lineage: Eukaryota; Fungi; Basidiomycota; Agaricomycetes; Polyporales; Epitheliaceae
Product: bifunctional purine biosynthesis protein ade10
Exons: 7
Coding region: 1-1860 (619 amino acids)
Biological process (GO): 'de novo' IMP biosynthetic process
Cellular component (GO): cytosol
Molecular function (GO): phosphoribosylaminoimidazolecarboxamide formyltransferase activity; IMP cyclohydrolase activity
Source: RefSeq, a predicted model, not a curated record